AUCCACCAAAUAGGUGCGAUGAGCUACCAGCGAACCUUUCAUCGAUCCGCCAAAGUCCCAAUGUGCAUCUUAAUACUUCCAUUAAAAACCAACCUCCCGCGACUGAAUUGAUUCCCGCCUGUCAAAGUGUUUACAACUUUACAAAUAGAAGAAUGUUGUCCGGGAAGGAGGACUUUCGAGCGAAUGAUUGAGUAGUUUGGGGUUUGUGAGGUUGAUUUUUGUUCUGUGAUAAAAAGCUGGAUUUUGAAUUUGGACUCUUUUGGGUAAAAUGAUCAUGUAUACGGUAGCUGAUGACCACAUGGGGGAUAAUGAGAUCGCCCAGGUGAUCGCCUUUAUAUGCGGGGUGAUUGUGAUUCUUUUGAUGAUAAUGGGCCUUGCUUCCACCGACUGGUUGAUGGCUUUAGGAUGGAGACAAGGACUUUUUGCCCACUGCAUAGAAGAAGGGGCGCCGACUCCUCUUCCUUUUAAUAUUCAAGAUCCGCCUGGCUGUUAUCAAGCCAGAGAUGCUGGAUAUAUCAGAGCCGCUGCUGCUCUAUGUAUCGUGUGUAUUUUGGCAGACAUUGCCGCGACAGUUUUAACAGGACUUGGUCUUCGAACUCAAGACCAUCGCAACAAACAUAAAUACUACAGAUUUGCAGUUUCGUGCAUGGGAAUUGCCCUUAUUUCGCUGCUCAUAGCCUUGGUGAUUUACCCCGUGUGUUUUGCUGCAGAACUCAAUUAUGGAAAUCGACCAAUGUGGGAAUUUGGUUGGGCGUACGGAGUAGGUUGGGGCGCUGCAAUUUUCCUCUUUGGCGGUGCAGUUCUACUUCUCUGCGACAAGGAAAGUGAGGAAAUUUACUACAAGGAAAGAAAAAUCGUCCGAGACGACAUCACCGGUGGUGGUUCAAUGAUUGGCGUGGGUCAUCACGGCGGAAGAAGCGGGAUGCAACUAGCCUAGUGGCAUUGCUCCCUGCCCGAUGUUGUUCUCUAGGGAAUCAAGCACUUCCUUUUCCAUCCACACAGUUUACUGUGCAAAAGGCGAAAAGGACACACGCGGGGACUCAAAACUGUUGAAAUUCACGGUAUGCCUGCUACUGUAUUCGAGUGUGAAUGAUUUUUUAUACGCGACAUCUUCCUAAUACCUGCUCUUUUAAUAUUUACAACUGAUAAUUGACGACAAUUUGGAUUCAAUUUCUACCAACUCGGGCACAUCUCGAAAUUAAGGAAAAGCCAAUGCGACUUUCAUGCUCUCUGUUUUUCUCCAAUUGCUCUUCGGCCAUUCGAACACGUUCCGCCUGAUCCUUUGGGGACCACUUUGUCCUUUCUUUUGCAAAAUUAUGAAUUCAAACAAAACAAAAGCAAAAAAAAAAGAAGAAAAAAAAUGCAAUUAAAAAGUACUUUUCGUACCUAGUUGCAACGUGAAUCUUUGAUACUGCAUUUACGUGAAGACUGUGAUAGUUAUGAUUGGCGUUUAAAAUCUAAAUUGUUACAUGAGGUCAGGGGUUCGAUUUCAAUUUGGAGAUAAUAGGACUUCAAUUUAUUUUUCUUAAUUUCCUUAAUUUACGUUUAAGUUUAACGUAUUAUUAAUUAUGGUUAUCAAUUUGAUUUGUAUAUAUAAUUUGUAUAAACACUUAGUUUUUAAGGAUAAUUUAUUGCACGUGCAAGGCGCCGAUUCGCUUUUGUUAAUGACUGACGACUUUUAUAGAGAAUUUAAUGUACUUUAAUUAUUUCUUCAUUAUAACACUGAUCUCCGACGAAUUUUGUUCGUAUCGAAAGUGUUAGUCUUCGCUGUUGUCGAGCCAAAGACUGUUCAGUUCAAUGCGAUCUUUGCUACGUUUAUACCGAGAAAUAAGUAAAAUUAGGCAACGAGUUUUAUGUGGAUGCGAUUGUUUUUUUUUUUUUUUUCAGUGAACCCGAAAAUUUUAUCCAUUGAAUAAGUGAGCGUCUUUCGUACAAUAUGAACAUUAAGUGGAGAGCACAGUGUUUGGAUGCGUGAGUAGAGGCAGCUCGGGUAGGCAAAUAUACUACCCCAUUGCAUUAUUUGCAUUACGAUAUGUGUAUAUAAAAUAGAUACCUGCAUCGGAUAAUUUACGAACCUUAAAUUUAGGGAACUUAACUUUUAUCUGAAGGAUAGUUUCGAUGUUUUUUUUGUUUUGGCGAUAUUUGCAAGUAUUAGAGUCGCACCGUGCGUAGAUUAUUAUCAUUCCUUCCUACGUUAUAGGAUUUAGAAUUAAUGAGUAGAUUAUGUGUGAAGAGAACACCUCUGCACCAUUAUAUAGACACGCUACGCUUUUAUUAUUAUUAUUUUUUUUACGGCAACUUAUGAUUUUAAUCUAGUUGUAAUUUUGUAAGAGUGCAUUUUUAAGAGAGCGUAAUUAUCACGCGUAACGCAAAAUUAACUGUCCACAAUAAAGCGUAGUGUCUUAGGAAAGCGAUCUAAUUGUUUCUAUUCUCGUUGUUUCUAAUCCCUUCGCAAAUUCCCAUCCUCGUGAAAUCCGAAAGUCUGAUGCGAUUGGAAAUAACGAGACGGAAGUCUGGAUUCUCGAUAGUUUAUCGUUGGAUAGAAUACAUAUCAUUAUCACUGUUAUUACUCGAUAACGACGUUGCAAUGGAGUAACUUGUAAUACUAAGGCUCGUAUAUUGAAUAGAGGUACUGUAAUUUACUGUCGGCAGUAAUUUGUGUUACCAAUCGAGAGACGAUUUUAGAUUAGUGCUCUGCAUCACUUUACAUUUGACCGUAUGGCAUUGAUGUACACAUAUCACAGUAUUAUACAGAGAAUAAAAGAUAAAGGAAAAACAA
Messenger RNA from Belonocnema kinseyi, 2779 nucleotides. RefSeq names its product transmembrane protein 47. NCBI's taxonomy places the organism in Eukaryota, Metazoa, Arthropoda, Insecta, Hymenoptera, Cynipidae. Gene Ontology annotation, biological process: cell-cell adhesion. The transcript has 5 exons. Bases 269 to 937 code for a protein of 222 amino acids. The record is from RefSeq and is a predicted model, not a curated record. Gene Ontology annotation, cellular component: cell-cell junction; membrane.